Mustela erminea (ermine) is the source of this 469-nucleotide messenger RNA. RefSeq names its product ubiquitin carboxyl-terminal hydrolase isozyme L5-like. The record is from RefSeq and is a predicted model, not a curated record. The coding region runs from base 101 to 424 and encodes 107 amino acids. NCBI's taxonomy places the organism in Eukaryota, Metazoa, Chordata, Mammalia, Carnivora, Mustelidae. The transcript has a single exon.
UUUAAGUGCAUGCAAUCAAGAUGAUGGGAUCAGCGCAGUGAGGCCAGUCAUAGCAAAAAGGAUACAAAAGUACAGUGAAGGUAAAAUUUGAUUUAACUUAAUGGCCAUUGUGUUUGACAGAAAAAUGAUAUAUGAACAGAAGAUAGCAGAGUUACAAAGACAACUUGCUGAGGAACCCAGGGAUACAAACCAGGAUAACAAUGUGUUAAGUGCUAUUCAGUCAGAGAUUGCCAAAAACGGGAUUCUUAUUGAAGAAGUACAGACACUAAAAAGAUACAAGAUUGAAAAUAUCAGAAGGAAGUAUAAUUACCAGCCUUUCAUUAUGGAAUUAUUAAAGACUUUAGCAGAACACCAACAGUUAAUACCACUAGUAGAAAAGGCAAAAGAAAAACAGAAUGCAAAGAAAGCACAGGAAACCAAAUGAAGAAGAUGCUUUGGGAUGUAUACAUAUUUCUGCUUCUGCACUUAU